UCCUUUGUCUCUGUAAUGGAUCUCAAAUUUCCCUUCUCUCUCACCACUUUCUUCCUCCUGGUCUUCUUCCUAAUCAACUUAGUCAGGGUACUAAAAAGAUUCAAAACCGAAAACACAACUUCCAAACUCCCUCCAGGGCCAUGGAAACUACCUGCCAUCGGAAGCAUUCACCACUUAGUCGGUUCACUCCCACAUCAUUCUUUGAGAAAUUUGGCGAGGAAAUAUGGACCCCUCAUGCAUUUGCAACUAGGGGAAAAUUCAACGAUUGUCAUAUCAUCGCCACGAUUGGCCAAAGAGGUAAUGCAAACGCACGAUCUAGCCUUUGCAGAUAGGCCUAAAGUCAGAGCAGCUAAGAUUAUGACCUAUAAUUAUGUAGACAUCGCGUAUUGUCCCUAUGGCGAUUACUGGAGACAAAUGCGUAAAGUUUGCAUCUUGGAACUCCUAAGUGCCAAAAAUGUUCGCUCCUUUUGUUCUAUUCGGGAGGAUGAGGUUUUCCAUCUUAUCGAGUCUGUCAAAUCAUCCUUUGGUUUGCCAAUAAAUCUUACGGAGAAGAUUUUUUCAUUAACAAAUGACAUAACGUUCAGAGCAACAUUUGGAAAGAGAUACGAAGACAAAGAUGCUCUUAUACCCUUGAUUAAGGAGACGGUAGAGGUAGCAGGGGGUUUCAAUUUGUGUGAUUCAUUUCCAUCACUCAAAGUACUUCACUUUCUCAGUGGGAUGAGGUCUAAAUUAGCAAGGCUUCAUCAGAAGAUGGAUCAGAUCCUCGAUAAUAUAAUCAACGGGCAUGAAGAAACCCUCGGAAGCUCUAAAGGGGGAAACGGCGAAGGUGGGGAGGAAGAUCUUCUCGAUGUGCUGCUUAGACUCAAGCACAGAGGAGGCCUUCAGUUUCCUAUGACAAACAACAAUAUUAAAGCUAUCAUUCAGGAAAUCUUUUGUGCUGGAACUGAUACUUCCUCUACUACAAUCGACUGGGCAAUGUCGGAAAUGGUGAGGAACCGAAGAGUGAUGGAAAAAACACAAGCUGAAGUGAGACAAGUCCUCAGGGGGAAGAAAAGAAUCUGUGAAGCUGACAUUCGAGAGUUGAAGUAUUUGAAGUUGGUAAUCAAAGAAACUCUAAGGUUACACCCUCCUGCUCCAUUGUUACUACCUAGAGAACGUAGGGAACAAAUUGAGAUGGAUGGAUACCUUAUACCCGUAAAAACAAAUUUAAUUGUGAAUGCCUGGGCUAUCGGGAGAGAUCCUGAAUAUUGGGUUGAUGCUGAGAUUUUUUCACCAGAGAGAUUCGAUAAUAGUCCUGUUGAUUUUAUAGGAACCGAUUUACAAUAUAUACCGUUUGGGGCGGGAAGAAGGGUAUGUCCAGGGAUAUCUUUUGGCCUAGCAAAUGUUGAACUCCCUCUAGCACAAUUGUUGUAUCACUUCAACUGGAACCUAUCAAAUGGUACCAAGCCAGAAGAUCUAGACAUGACUGAGACCUUUGGAGCAAGUGUUCGGAGAAUAAGCGAUUUGCAUUUGAUUGCCACUCCUUAUUUCACUUGAUCAUCAUAAGCAAUGCCACCAUCAGAAUGUGAUGGACCAUAAUUAGUCAUUUCUACUAUGCAAUUGCUCGAAUUCCAUGUUUCUAUUUCCUAUUUGUAAAAUGUUUCUGAUCAGGUAAUUUCGUUUCUCUUCAAUUUUUCUUUCCCUCGAAGAAAUAAGCCUCCAUUUGGUUGUCAUAAAAUGAAGAAAAAGUAAUAAAAA
This is a messenger RNA of Rhododendron vialii, 1737 nucleotides long. Its product is annotated as premnaspirodiene oxygenase-like. NCBI's taxonomy places the organism in Eukaryota, Viridiplantae, Streptophyta, Magnoliopsida, Ericales, Ericaceae. The transcript has 2 exons. Gene Ontology annotation, molecular function: monooxygenase activity; oxidoreductase activity, acting on paired donors, with incorporation or reduction of molecular oxygen; iron ion binding. The record is from RefSeq and is a predicted model, not a curated record. The coding region runs from base 16 to 1536 and encodes 506 amino acids.